Messenger RNA from Podospora anserina S mat+, 759 nucleotides. RefSeq lists its product as uncharacterized. Gene Ontology annotation, biological process: translation. The record is from RefSeq and is a predicted model, not a curated record. The transcript is spliced from 3 exons. Gene Ontology annotation, cellular component: mitochondrial large ribosomal subunit; ribosome. Gene Ontology annotation, molecular function: structural constituent of ribosome; rRNA binding. Bases 1 to 759 code for a protein of 252 amino acids. NCBI's taxonomy places the organism in Eukaryota, Fungi, Ascomycota, Sordariomycetes, Sordariales, Podosporaceae.
AUGCUCGCCUCCAACACCACCAGACGAGCACUCGCCUCGUGCUCCUCCUCCUCGACAGCCACCGCAGUCCUCCCCAGCUUCCUCGUACCAGCCCUCCAGACCAGUGCGCCCCGACGAACAUUCUCCGCCACAGCGAACCGGCCGUCAAAGUUGGGGAGGAAUCCAAUCUCUAUCCCUCCCGGAGUAGAGCUUCAAGUGGGGGAUCUGUUCGUCAAGAAGGAUGUGACCACCUACCUGCAAACCAAGAAGAGGAAGGUGGUCGUGAAGGGGCCAUUGGGCCAACUGGAGCUCGACAUCCCCUCCUUCGUCAAACUCGACCACGACGCCGAGGGCAGGAAAGCAGUCUUGACCGUGGAAGACAAGGAGCAAAAGAAGCAAAUGGAGAUGUGGGGUACAACCUGGUCCUACCUCAACAACUACAUCAUGGGCGUAUCAGAAGGCCACACUGCCGUCCUCCGCCUCGUCGGUAUCGGUUACAGAGCCACAGUCGAGCCCCGCCCCGCCCUCGAAGAGUACCCGGGCCAGCAGUUCGUCUGCCUCAAGCUCGGUUUCUCCCACCCCGUCGAGAUGGGCCUCCCCCUCGGCAUGAAGGCCAGUGCGCCCCAACCAACCCGCGUCCUCCUCGAGGGUAUCGACAAGGAGCAAAUCAUGUCCUUUGCCGCCAAAAUCAGGAGGUGGAGAGUGCCGGAGCCGUACAAGGGGAAGGGCAUUUUCAUUAAUGAUGAAACGAUCAAGCUCAAGGCAAAGAAGAUCAAAUAA